UCGUGUGACUCAAACGGGCGUGCGUGCAUGUCCGCCUAGCCUACUCGCCCGCCAGCCCCCGCGCGCGAGAGAGAACGAACGAGCGCACGAGUCGAGGCGGAUCCGCUCGACUCUCACGCUCCGCUCUCUCUCUCUCUCUCUGUUCCCCGUCGACAACAAAAGCAAAAAUCUCGGCGGCGCUCUGGCCGUGCUGGUGACGAUGAUGGAGGGAUUCGCCCCCGCGUGGUUUCCCGGCGGCGUGGGCGGGCACCAGGUGUCCGCGGGCUGCCACCAAUCGCGCGACGCAACCAAUCACGCGCCAGGCGGCGCCUUCGAGGCGCAGUGCGCGACCAAUGACGCGGCGGAGGCGUCGCGACUCGACGCCGAGGCCCCGCCACGCGCCCAGGACUCUCACGGGGGGUCCGCGCGGCGCAGCCACAGCGCAUCAUCAUCCGAGCGCUCCUCCUGCGACUCCACGCGCUUCUCCGCCUUCGCCUCCUCCUCCUCCUCGGAGCCCAGCUCGGCCGCGCGGAUGGCGUCCGGGGCAAUGUUUCCUUACCUGAGCACCCACCCCGCCUUCGCAAUGUCCGGCGGCGGCUACGGCUCGCACCCGUCCUACCUGUCCGGAGCCGCGUCCUUCAACUCGGGCAUGCCCGCCUCGGCGCGGAGUUACGCGUACCCGCACCAGAUGGGCCACGGCUACCAUCACCACCACCAUCACCACCACCAUCACCAGGGAGGAGGAGGGCCCUUCCACCCGUCCGGCUCGCCGCAGCCCGGCGCCGUGGCUGCGCACGGCAGCGUGCAGGCGUACCUGUGCAACCGCGCGCUCUGGCUGAAGUUUUACCACCACCAGACGGAGAUGAUCAUCACCAAGCAGGGCCGGAGGAUGUUCCCGUACCUGGCGUUCAGCGUGUGCGGGCUGGACCCGGCCACGCACUACACGGUGUCUGUGGACAUCGUGCUGGCCGACACGAACCACUGGCGCUUCCAGGGAGGCAAGUGGGUCCCGUGCGGCAAGGCGGACUCCAACAUGCACGGUAACAAGACGUACGUGCACCCGGACUCCCCGAACACGGGCGCGCACUGGAUGCGCCAGGAAAUCACCUUCGGCAAACUGAAGAUCACCAACAACAAGGGAAGCACGAACAGCGGGCAGAUGAUCGUGCUGCAGUCGCUGCACAAGUACCAGCCCCGCCUGCUCGUGUCCCGCGCGGGAGAGGCGGCGGCCCUUCCGGAGGGCUCCGAGCAGAGCCGCACACACUCGUUCACCUUCCCCGAGACGCAGUUCAUCGCCGUGACCGCCUACCAGAACACCGACAUAACGCAGCUCAAGAUCGACCACAACCCAUUCGCCAAGGGCUUCCGCGACAAUUACGACGCCAUCUACACGGGCAUGGAGGCCGAGGGCCAGAGCCCCUCUCCCACCAACUCGCCACCCUCCACGCAGAUCGUCCCGGGGGCUCGCUGCGUGGCGCCGGGGCAGUACCUACUGCCCCCGUCCCUGGGCUCGGCCAUCGCCAAGGCGCGCUACGGCGUGGACGGGGGCGAGCGCGCCGUGCCGCAGUCCCUGGGCCUCUUCCCGCAGGCGGACGACCCCGGCUCGAGCGCCGCCGCGGCCGCAGCAGCCGCGGCCGCUGCCGCGUCCCAACGCUGGUUCGUGUCCCCCGCCUACGACCGCGAGCUGGCCCCCUACCCCUACGGCGUGAACAUGAAGCCGCUGCCGUUCCAAGCGAGCGCUCACGCCCUCACCUACUACUCCGAGGCCGCCUUCCCCAGCAACGGCUGGAACUCGCUGUCCCCCUAUCCGUCGUACGGCGCCGCCGCCGGCGCUCUGGACGCCGCCGACUUGCGCGACGGAUCCGCCUCGAGCGCCGCCUCCGCCGCGGUGACCAACGACGCCGACGUUUCGCUGUCCGGCCUCCACGGCUCCGGGGCGCCGCCGCGGGACGGGGAGUUGAACCGGACGCCCGAGCAGCGCGGCGGCGGCGGCGGCGGCGGCGACAGCUCGGGCGUGGAGGCGCCGUCUGACUCGAGUUGGAGCGAGACCCCCGCCGCCUACCGCAUGGCAACCCCCGCCGACUACGAGGCGGGGGUCGCCGGGGGGAUGGGGGCAGCGAAGCGGCGGCGCCUCUCGUCGGACUGCGCGGCCGCCUCCGCGGAUGUCCUGGGCCACGGCGGGUCCAUGUACCCGCACCACGACGCGUUCCGUGCCAAGGUGAAGGCGGAGGGAGAGUACCUGGGGCUGUUCGUUCACGGACAGGAGUGACGGAACGACGGUCAUUCAUUCGCUCAUCCGAUUGAUUGUUCAGUCGUUCGUCACCCGACCCCUUCCCGUUUCCCCACUCCCCGGGUGCCUGUCCGUUGCUUCUUCGUGCCGUCGAUUCGUGCACUCAUGCCGUGAUGUACUCCUGCGCACAGACUCUGGUGAACUGUGAAUUGCUUGUUUGUUAAAUGACAGUCAUAAUCCUAAUCCCUCCCUGCCCUCCCUUAGGUAACUUAUAUUACGAGUCGAAGGAGCGGGGAAUGAAUGUAAUGUAUCGUGUCGGUUCUCCAAGCGGAGUGUGUACAUUUACUGUGACGUGUGUACAGAUAAUAACGAAGAUUAUACGCGUUGCCCACGUGGCUUGGAAGUUACCUCUGUUGUUGCGAGCGACCGGUUGAGUUGAAUUGAGUUCUAUCGACCUCUCUGGAGAAGGAUUUUGACUCGUGGAGACCACAGUAUAUGUGUGUGCGCGCCGUACUCUUGAAAUCACCGCUUGAAUUUCCCUGCCAAGGCGAGUGGAGCGAUGAGGAUGGAGGAGGAAGAUCGCGUGUUUUAGUGAGAGUCGUGUGCCGCGCGAGUGAUGGGUGUCCUCGAGUAUUUUUAAACACUUCGCUACCCCGUAACAGCUUCUUUCAAUUGCGUCGUCGCUAAAUCCGGGAAGCCACAAGACAUUGAACAAUAAAAUAAAUUUUAUCUCGUACAGUCCACGCGUCUGAGGGCUUCACACCUCGCUCUCACAUCUGAACCCAACACCUCACACCAUCCCCCCCCCCCACACACCCUCCCCCCACACACCUCCCUCACACACCCCACCCCCACAUCGCACCUGCCCUCCCCUCGUGCACAGGUGAAACCAUCGGUGCUCUGAGUCCUUCCUGUAUC
This is a messenger RNA of Lethenteron reissneri (Far Eastern brook lamprey), 3127 nucleotides long. RefSeq names its product T-box brain protein 1-like. Gene Ontology annotation, biological process: regulation of transcription by RNA polymerase II; positive regulation of DNA-templated transcription; cell fate specification. The record is from RefSeq and is a predicted model, not a curated record. Lineage: Eukaryota; Metazoa; Chordata; Hyperoartia; Petromyzontiformes; Petromyzontidae. Gene Ontology annotation, cellular component: chromatin; nucleus. Gene Ontology annotation, molecular function: DNA-binding transcription factor activity, RNA polymerase II-specific; RNA polymerase II cis-regulatory region sequence-specific DNA binding.